This is a messenger RNA of Maudiozyma barnettii, 621 nucleotides long. RefSeq names its product spindle checkpoint protein MAD2 (gene MAD2). Gene Ontology annotation, biological process: mitotic spindle assembly checkpoint signaling. Bases 1 to 621 code for a protein of 206 amino acids. The transcript has a single exon. Gene Ontology annotation, cellular component: kinetochore; nucleoplasm; cytoplasm. The record is from RefSeq and is a predicted model, not a curated record. NCBI's taxonomy places the organism in Eukaryota, Fungi, Ascomycota, Saccharomycetes, Saccharomycetales, Saccharomycetaceae.
AUGUCGUCAGGUAAAAGUAUAUCAUUAAAAGGAUCAACUCGAACAAUUACAGAGUUUUUCGAAUAUAGUAUCAAUUCGAUUCUUUAUCAAAGAGGAAUAUAUGCUGCUGAUGAUUUUACUACAGUAAAGAAGUAUGAUUUGACAUUAUUGAAGACCCAUGAUGAAGAACUGAAGGCAUAUAUUCGGAAAAUAUUAAUACAAGUCCACAAAUGGAUCCUUGGUGGUAAAUGUACCAAGCUCGUACUAUGUGUAAUAGAUAAAGAUACUGGUGAUGUUGUUGAACGUUGGGCAUUCGAUAUUCUUCGACUAGAUAGUGGGAAUACUGUUGAAAAUGAUAACAAUGAACAAAUGAUAGAGAUAGAUCCCGAAACAACCCAGAAGCAGAUAAGAUCAUUAAUAAGGCAAAUUACUGCAAGUGUAACAUUUUUACCUGAAUUAGUAAAUGAAGGAAAAUAUACAUUCAAUGUACUUGCUUAUACUGAUGCAUAUGCAAAAGUUCCAUUAGAUUGGGGAGAUUCUGGUAGUAAAGAGAUUGAAGAUGGAGAACAAGUGCAAUUCAAAUCAUUUGAAACCAACGAUUAUAAAGUAGGCGCACAAGUCAGUUAUAGACAGGACCAAUAA